GACGAUGUAACGGUUUCUGGUUUGAGUGUUUCUACUCUUUCAUGGCGCAUGUCGUGUACGUUCAACGAGGAAUAAUUAUCGCUCGCAUUUGACGCAGUGCGUUAGUCUGAUAUUACAAACGGAAAAGAACGUAAUAUAGUGCCGCGUAUUACGCGAUAGAUUUUUCGAGCAAGUAAUUCGUGUUAGUGCUUCAUAAAAAAAAAAAAAACGCGGCGGUUAAGCACUACAAAGAAAACUUGACAUUGGACGGCCAUUUUGGCGUGUUGUUUCCUAAUCGAGUGCUCAGCUUAGCAUCGAUAUCCAUCCAUUUCAAGGAAAUAGGUAUAUUUUAUCAUUUCCAAAAUGAUGACAGAAACACACAUAAAUUCCAAUCAUGUCCUAAGUUCUGCUUUGACUACCAAAUCAGAGAUAGACAAAAUGGACGACGUAGGUUGGAAAGCCAAAUUAAAAAUUCCACCAAAGGACAAACGAAUUAAAACUAGUGAUGUUACCGAUACUCGUGGCAAUGAAUUUGAGGAGUUUUGCCUAAAACGAGAAUUAUUGAUGGGAAUCUUUGAAAAAGGUUGGGAAAAACCUUCCCCGAUUCAAGAAGCCAGUAUUCCUAUUGCAUUGUCCGGUAAAGAUAUCUUGGCUCGUGCAAAAAAUGGGACUGGAAAAACUGGUGCCUAUUCAAUUCCAGUGCUAGAACAGGUUGAUCCACGAAAAGAUGUGAUCCAGGCAUUGGUGAUUGUACCCACUAGGGAGUUAGCUCUUCAGACAUCACAAAUUUGUAUUGAACUGGCCAAACAUAUGGACAUAAAAGUUAUGGUAACUACUGGAGGAACAAACUUACGGGAUGACAUUCUAAGGAUUUAUCAGAAAGUGCAAGUAAUAAUUGCAACGCCAGGAAGAAUUCUAGAUCUCAUGGAUAAGAAUGUUGCAAAUAUGGAGCAUUGUAAAAUUCUAGUUUUGGACGAAGCGGAUAAGCUUUUGUCGCAAGAUUUUAAAGGAAUGUUGGAUCAUGUAAUUUCUAGAUUACCGCAUGAACGUCAGAUACUGCUGUAUUCAGCUACAUUUCCUCUGACAGUGAAGCAAUUCAUGGAAAAACAUUUAAGAGAUCCAUAUGAGAUUAAUUUAAUGGAAGAACUCACAUUGAAAGGCGUAACGCAAUAUUAUGCCUUUGUACAAGAACGACAAAAAGUCCAUUGUCUUAAUACACUGUUCUCCAAGUUGCAAAUAACACAAAGUAUAAUAUUCUGCAAUUCAACGCAACGCGUUGAAUUACUGGCAAAGAAGAUAACAGAUCUCGGUUACUGCUGUUAUUACAUACACGCGAAAAUGGCGCAGGCACACCGAAAUCGCGUGUUUCAUGAUUUCAGAGCAGGGUUAUGUAGGAACUUGGUGAGCAGUGAUCUAUUUACUCGUGGCAUAGACGUACAAGCGGUCAAUGUCGUGAUCAACUUUGACUUUCCAAAAAUGGCAGAGACAUACUUGCAUCGUAUUGGUCGAUCAGGACGAUUCGGCCACUUAGGUAUAGCAAUUAACCUAAUCACAUAUGAGGAUCGUUUUAACUUACAUCGUAUCGAACAAGAGCUUGGAACAGAAAUAAAACCUAUUCCAAAAGUAAUAGAUCCAAGUUUGUAUGUAGCGAGACCAGAAGACAAUAAUAGUAUGGAAGAGGUUAAUGUGUCCAAGUAGUUUCGAUACAUCGUCAAGAUGAAGUUUUACAUCCGCUCAAAGAGUUUAAAGUGUAAUAUAGUGAUUGUGACUCGUACAUAUAAGGCAUACAUUGCUGUGCUUUGAACUCGUAGAGUGAAAUGUUGCUUCAGUCUCUAAUGAAUUGUCUGGUGUGAUUUAACGGUGUAUAAAGGAAAAAAAAACAGUGCUAUGAAACAUUUAGAUAAAAAAGUGGUCUAUAUAGAAAAAAAAAAAAUUGAAAAUUUCAAUUAACAUCAUAAUAAGCAGUGGAUACAUGAAUUACUUGUAAAUAAGGCAUACCGAGUAUGAAACAAUGAACUCAAUGAAGUGAUGCGAAUGCCGGUGCGAGUCAUUCUUUGUACAUAAAUACAUAUAAAUGUACAUAAUCUAAAGUGCGUCAGAGUCAAGCCAUUAUCAAGAGCACAAUAUGUAAACGAGUACAUGAGUAAACAUAAUAAUCAUUGCAUUUUACCACAACUGUAAAUAUUACAUGAAGAGUACCCAUCGUUUUAAUAGUAAAUUUUUAUACAAUGGCUUCAUACUUCCAAGAUUGUUUUUUUUUCUUUUUUUUUUUUUUGUUUAAGAAAAAACGUGAUAGCAUGCGCGAUUUAAAGGAAAACAGCAAGAAUGAAAAAUUCAUGCUUCAAGUGCUGUUCACGAGUAUUCGAAAAUUGUACGUUAAUCUAUGUGUCCAUUACUUUUGCAUCAUCAUACUUACAUAUAAAUUCUUCUUAAAUAUACAAUCACAAAUUCUAAAUAAUUAUAUUGAUCUUAAAAUUUGAUCAUGGCUUGAUUUUGCUACCCGUCAAUGCUGUCAUACAACUCUGAAAUUCAAAUCACUUUUCAACAACAAAAAAAAAAAAAAAAACAAAGGCAAGUUUUAUUUUUUUUUUUUCUUCUCUCUCUGUAAAACCGAUAAUAGAAACUUUUUUUAACUUCAUCCGAAUUUUUUUCCACGAAAUUGUGAUUGAGCAUCAGAGAUUGUAAAAUUGACUAGUUUUAUAUAAUUAUUUUUUAUAAAUAAACUGGCUGGUGGCAUUUCUGUCAACAUUAGGGAUUCGAUGCGUGAUUUCUAUUAAAAUAUUUAUGUGUCUGCUACAAAAUUGAUACAUCGACUAAUGUAUGAGUAAUGAAAUUAUCCAGUAAAGAUUUUUUAUUACUCUUUAAGACACAUAUUAGGUAAAUUUACAAAAAUAAAGAAAAAAUGUACAUAAAAUAGCAUAAUAUACCGUUUUCUGUGACAGAUAAAAAUAACUGCCAAAAUGUAAUAGAACAUCAUCGUGGAAUCCCUUUUUAUUUUUGGUUCUUCUCUUUGAUAUCUGUGUACAUGUUAACCGUAUAAAUAACAAAACAACACAAGAGCACGUAAGAAAUGAUUUCGUAUAAAAUUUCUAUUGUACUGUUGAUAUUCUUGUGAACUAAAAGUGCACCACCAGCCAAGACGACCUAGGUUUAUGGAACGAAACGCGUAUACAUUAAUAGGCAAUAGAAUAUUUCAUAUUUGAAGUAAAAAUUUCAAUAAGAGAUAUUAAUGAAAGUGAUAAAAAACGGUUUGGAAUGCCUUUGGGCUAAUAAUAUCAGUUCUGACGGGAUAUUUUGCUUUGUCGAUGGCCGUCAACAGGGGAGAUGUUUUGUGACGAGAAAGAUUGACUGCUGGAACAGAAAGCGUGAACAUUUGAAAUUUUCCUACAAAGUGGGCACGAAAAACUAACGAUGAUUUUAAAUGUCGAAUAAAACUGGACGUUUUUACACGUGCACACCCGCGAAGCAAAAUAUUGAGCUUUCGAAUUAAUAUGUAGUUCCACGUAAAGUCACGUAUAAAAUUCACUUGUUUGUUUAAAAAUGUUUGACUUUUGAUUUAGUAUUUGGUAUUGAUGACAUUGAAUACGAUCACAAGGGUAUGAUAUCGCGCACCAUGUAAUGGUGAAAUAAAAAAUAUUUGAUACGAGUAUUCUAUGUACUGGCAUGUGUGUCAGGGAUAACGCGAGAGAUUGUUUUCCUUUUAUUACCCGUUACUUGAAAUUGUGAAUGCGUUGGUUGAUAAUCGGGUAAUACGUUUUACGCAAACAUCGUUCGAUUCUAUUUUACUACUGAUGUGCUGUAAAAUUAUUAAUCACUGACGUACGGAAAUGUCUCUCUUGUGUGUCGCCAUUCGGGCACGAAUGCUGUGAUUUAGUAUUAUGGCGUCGAACGCAUUCGAAACCGUUUUUUGUGCUAACGCAAAUUAUAAUUUGAUACAUACAAUGUUUCAGUAUUGGAAAAUGUGUCUGUGACGUGCGUUACCAAGCGUGCAAGGCAUUAUCAAUCGAUUUACACUUUUUUGCCAGUUUGAGAUGAAUGUGAUCUGAGAAUACGUUGAUGUAGAGCCAAUUGAUCGUAACAAAAAGUAUGCAUCGUGUUGUUGCGAGAAUCAGACAUUAUGAUGCUUAGCGAUAGGAGGAGGCCAAUUGAUAAUAGAGAAACAGUGCGUGAAACAUUUUGUGAGAAAACGAAAUAGUUGCAAAAAAAAAAAAAAGAAAUUGGCAGUGAUUUAUCGAAAUAAUUACGUAAGCGUUGUAUUUAUAACAGUUUAGAAACGAAAACACUGUCCGGUGUUUUUUUACGUGGCUCUAUCUUACCGAUUAUUAUGUUCUUUUCGUAUGCGUUGUUACUUGUCAGCCAAAAUUUACCAACAACCGGAUGCUUAUUUUGAUAAAGUAAAAUCGCAUAUGAUUCAGUUCUAAUGUAAUAUUAUAAUCAUUCUUCUUUUUUUUUCUCUCUCAUAUUUUAUUUCCUCGAUGCAGGGACAUAGAAUUUCAAUAAGUCAAACAGUAUUUCGGAUGUGUCAGUUCUAAAAAAAAAAAAACAAACAAAUACUCUCCUGCAUAUUCACCACAAAAUUUCGCUUUUGUGUUGUAUGUUUGUGAAAGUUAUCUGAUGAUUCUUUUGGCGAAGUUGUACAGACUAGGAAAGUAAUACCGUCGGUGUUACCGAGUUAUAAUUUGAAACACCAUUAGAUCCGAUAUGGAAUCUAUUUUGUGAGGUAUAUUUUAAUCAGUCUUUAAAAGAGUCAAGAACGUGCCAACGGAGGGAAAGUUCGUAAAAUUUGAAUAAAUUUUCGCGCAUUGCAUAAAAUCGCUGACGAUUCAACGUUUCUUUCGUGUUACAUGAUUAGGUAUUAGUUUAUUUAUCAGUUUUACGACUAUUAAAUUUCUGUAAUCAUAGAAAAUGGUUAUCAUAUUUAUCUUGACUCUUUUGAAAGAUUGGUAUUCAUGUGAGAUGAAAAUAUAAAUUUCUAGUAGAAGUUGGGUGAUAAAAAGUUGUUGAAUGCAAUGCUAUGCGCAUAGACUGAAGGAAUAUAUAUACGUGUAUAUAUAUAUAUAUAUAUAUAUAUAUAUAAUUCGUAUGUAUGUAUAUAUGUAUAUAUAUGUAUAUAUAUAUAUACAUGUGUUUGUUUCGUUCUACAGUUGAAACUGAUGAGUAAUUUUAACAUCAAAAUUACGUCAUUCUCCAUGUUGUACAUGGAAUUUGAUUUUUUGUAAAAUCUUAGGGUACAUAUACACAUACAUACAUGUGUCGGAAGGUUGCUUAUGGAAAUGUUCAAGAUGAGUUUGUUCUUGAAAAAUUUUGUAAGUUCUCCCUCAUGUCUGUCGCAUAGAUGUUCAUUUCCAAGUGAAGUUCCUGCACCUCAUCUUGGAGAAGAGAAUAACCAUGAUGCGGAAAACAAUUUGUGAGUGGCACCUUUUAUAAUAUAAAAGUGCAAUGUUGGAAAGUGCCGUGUUAACAUCUGGAUUGGGGAUGUAUCUACGAUAAACCCUUUGACAGUCAUCUUAAAAGGGUUGUAUUAACACUUGAAAUAUAUACGAUUUAAUUCGUAUAGGGUGAAUGGAGGGAACAGCUUAGCGAAAUUGAGGACGUCACGUCCAACGGUUUCGUAUCCUUCACCGUAAUUUUGCAUCCGGUUCACACCGUUUGCAACGAGCUGCAUAUAUAUAUACAAUAAUACUACAAUUUUCACACUGUAUGAAAGAAAAUAUUGGUUUCGAAUCAACAUCCUAAAAACAUUUUGAAGCUCCUCUCGAGCAGCUCGAUCGAGAUUAUUGGAACACGAUCCCCGAUGAUCUAUAAAGAAUCUAUUAAAAAAAAUAAAAUCAACAAAAAAAAAAAAAGUAAAAAAAAAGACGCAAGAAAAAAA
Molecule: messenger RNA, 5851 nt
Organism: Colletes gigas
Lineage: Eukaryota; Metazoa; Arthropoda; Insecta; Hymenoptera; Colletidae
Gene: me31B
Product: ATP-dependent RNA helicase me31b-like
Exons: 8
Coding region: 343-1677 (444 amino acids)
Biological process (GO): cytoplasmic stress granule assembly; P-body assembly
Cellular component (GO): P-body; cytoplasmic stress granule
Molecular function (GO): ATP binding; mRNA binding; RNA helicase activity
Source: RefSeq, a predicted model, not a curated record